CCAGCUUAAGUAACUGUUUCUUAAUGGUCCAUUAAAUUACCUCCAAGAUAAUAGCCAAGACCACAGACUAUCUAAAAAUAAAAACCUAAUUUGAUUUAGCUAGCUGCAACCCAGUUCUAGAUAAUUGAAAUGCUCACCACAAACAGCAUGGCUAAACAGAACCUGAACUUAUCCCUCGACCCCUCUUUAGAUAUCAGCGACCUGGUCACAUCUGCUAUUCACAUGAAGCAGGCCAGGGUCAGCGAGCUUAUUAAGUCAGGGAAGAAGGAAGUAGCGCCGUAUAAAGAUGACAUUACAUUGACAAGUAGGAAGCUUCAGGCUAAAAUGGUGACUGAAGAGGCAAGGAGAUCGCUUGAAUAUGCUAGAGUUUAAAAAUGCAGCAGCAUUGACUAAAGACGACUAUCAUGCUAGAAAAGCUCUUGUUGACCAAAAGCUCGAAAAACUCCUCCAAAAAGCCGAAGAAGGUGACAGCGACGACCUCGACCAGUACAUCGCUGAGCUCGAAGACGACGCUCUCGCCGACCAGAUCCGCACACAGGUCGGAAAAUCCAAGCCUUCUCUUCCAAUAAAACCAACUGAAACAUGCAAAACCCUUGUCCAAAAACUCCAGCAAGAACGUCGCAAAAGAAAGGCUGCCCAACGCCUUAGAAUAAAAGAGCAAGAACUCCGUCAGCAAAAAAUACAGGAAGAGAAGCUCAAAUUGCUUCAAGAGCAAGAACAGAAGGAAAAGGCUGAAUUCGAGCAGAAAUAAACAAAGCAUAAUAGAAACUAUCCAGGCUCGUAGACAAAGAAUCAAAGAUUUCAAGCAAGAUGAUAAGAAACAAAUACAUAAAUACGUCAGCAGAUCCCCUCUUCAUCAAAAGAUACAGGCUGAGUUCCAGGAUGAGGACAAAGGCUUCAUGGGUUCAGAGCUACAUAGGAGAAAAGAGAUGCUCUCACAGAUCAGGAACCUGCACCAACCGAUAAGACUGAACGAAAUUAAGCAGCACUCGGAGCAUAAAAAACAACUGUUUAAGGAGAAAAUGAAGGAAUAUUUCAAGAGAAGAGCAACUUAUGCGCAUGCAGCGAAGGAUAACAAGGAUAGAUAUAACUCCAAAUUCUGGAAAGUUGUAAAUAGCCGAGAGCAGAUUGAAAAAACUCUAGCUGAGAAGGAGAAAUCUCAGGUAAAAGAAAAACUCAAAAGAUCAUUGAACUAUGCAAAGAACAUUAAAGAGUUGUAUAAACCAACUGUUAGUAAGAAGAAGAAACUUGAGAUGGAGUUAAUUAAGAAAAAUCUUGAGAACCCUCAUUCUCUUUCAAAGUCUCGUAGAGGUCUCCAAACUACGAAGGAAAACCACAACAGUAGUAUGAUGUCUCCAGUCAGCAACAAGUUAAGCACAGAGUCAUCCCCUCCUUUAAGAAAGAGCCAUAAGAAGUUCUUGAAGCCAAAGCCUUUGGAUGAGAAGAGGUAUUCUUACCAUCCAAAGCCUAACGAAAAAUAUCCAUUUGUAAAGCACGACUAUCUCCAAGAGAGAAGACAGAAGAAGGAAGACAAGAUUUACUCAAGACAGAACAAAAGUCAAGAGAGAUGGGAACAAGAUAUGCUCAAGGGCCACUAUACCCAAGGUGAAAGGAUAGAAUACAUCAAGCAGAAGGCAUCAGUAAUGGAGGAAGAAAUGAACAGGAAAGAGGCUCUGCUUAAAGCUAAUAAUACUUCCACUAUUGAUGACACUAGAGAAAUCAAUGGGAUGCUCAUAGACUCUAUUAGAACAAAGCUUGAACUUCUCAGCGGCAUUAACUAGU
Messenger RNA from Moneuplotes crassus, 1782 nucleotides. The record is from the annotation of a GenBank genome assembly. Lineage: Eukaryota; Ciliophora; Spirotrichea; Euplotida; Euplotidae.